GAAGUUGGAGUUCUUUUUGACCGUUUCCGGCUCUGGCAGACAUAUUGCUUACCGGAGCAAAUUCUGGAAAGCUAGCAGUGUGGAACGAUUUAAACUUUAUUUUCUUCGUCACAGUUUGAGACAUUCAAACCCCACCAAACACGAUGGAGCCAUCAGCCAGUCCGGCCAAGGAUAACUACAGGAUGAACCGCUACAAGAACAAAGCACUGAAUCCAGAGGAGAUGAGGCGCAGAAGAGAGGAAGAGGGCAUCCAACUCAGGAAGCAGAAACGAGAACAGCAGCUCUUCAAGCGGAGGAACGUGGAUGUUCUCAAUGAAGAGGAAGCCAUGUUUGAGAGUCCUCUGGUGGACCCCUCUGUGAGCUCCCCAGUUACAGAAGGAGUCAUCACCAGAGACAUGGUGGAGAUGCUUUUUUCAGAGGACCCAGAGCUUCAGCUCGCCACGACACAGAAGUUCAGAAAGCUACUUUCCAAAGAGCCUAACCCUCCCAUUGAUGAGGUCAUCAAUACUGCUGGGGUGGUGGAGAGGUUUGUGGAGUUCCUGAAGAUGACCACCAACUGCACACUCCAGUUUGAAGCUGCCUGGGCGCUAACUAACAUAGCAUCAGGAACGUCCCUGCAGACAAAAACGGUCAUCGAGGCUGGAGCCGUGCCAAUCUUCAUAGAACUACUUAACUCUGACUAUGAGGAUGUCCAAGAACAAGCUGUGUGGGCUUUAGGUAACAUUGCAGGAGACAGUGCAGUGUGCCGGGACUUUGUACUGAACUGUAACAUCCUUCCACCACUGCUGACGCUUCUGACCAAAUCCACCAGGUUGACCAUGACCAGGAAUGCAGUGUGGGCUCUGUCUAAUCUCUGUAGAGGGAAAAACCCUCCACCUGCUUUUGAAAAGGUGUCCCCCUGUCUGCCGGUGUUGUCCCGGCUCUUAUUUAGCAGUGACCCGGACUUGCUGGCAGACGCCUGCUGGGCUCUGUCUUACCUCUCGGAUGGACCCAACGACAAGAUCCAGGCCGUCAUCGACUCUGGCGUUUGCAGACGUCUUGUGGAGCUGCUGAUGCACACAGACUAUAAGGUGGCCUCCCCUGCUUUGAGAGCAGUUGGAAACAUCGUCACGGGAGACGACAUUCAAACACAGGUGGUGCUGAACUGCUCCGCCCUUCCCUGCCUGCUGCAUCUUCUCAGCAGCGCUAAAGAGUCCAUCCGCAAAGAGGCCUGCUGGACCAUCUCCAACAUCACAGCAGGAAACCGAGCACAGAUACAGGCCGUCAUCGAUGCUAACAUCUUUCCAGUCCUCAUCGGGAUUCUGCAGAAAGCUGAGUUCAGGACCAGGAAAGAGGCAGCCUGGGCCAUCACCAACGCUACGUCUGGAGGGACACCAGAGCAGAUCAGGUACCUGGUCAACCUGGGCUGCAUCAAACCGCUGUGCGACCUUCUGACUGUGAUGGACUCAAAGAUCGUUCAGGUCGCUCUGAACGGCCUGGAAAACAUCCUGAGGCUGGGCGAGCAGGAAGCCAAGCAGGAGAACAGCGGCACAGGCACCAAUCCUUACUGCAGCCUCAUUGAAGAGGCCUAUGGACUUGAUAAGAUUGAGUUUCUCCAAAGCCACGACAACCAGGAGAUCUACCAGAAGGCCUUUGACCUCAUCGAGCAUUAUUUCGGCGUGGAGGACGAGGACAGCAGUCUGGCCCCCCAGGUGGACCAGGCCAACCAGCAGUUCCUCUUCCCCCAGCAGGAGGCUCCCAUGGAGGGCUUCCAGUUAUAGGUCAGCGGGCCUGUCCUCAGAAGUGCACCACUUCAUUCCCUCUCUACCUUUUCUUAUGGUGGAGAACCCAGCGAAGCCCGAGUACCACCCCCUUUAUGAUCUUCACACACACACUCACACACACACCUGCCCGUCAAAAGACACCCAGAACUGUGGAUCCGUUCAGAGCCGUGGAUCCGUUUGGCUCCUCCUCCUCCUGUCUGUGCAGCAGACGGACGUCCCACAGAGCAGACGUGUCCCUGAGUGGUGGGGAGGGCGUGGUUGUGGUGUUGUAGAGCAGCCGGUAGUGUGUAGUUGUCCAGCAGGAACGCGGGUUCUCCGUCAGCUUCAGCUCAUUCUGUUCUGUGUGGUGCAGGUGAAGAACGCCCAGCAGCUCAUGGUAUCAGUCUGACUGCUGUAGAGGAAAACAAAGUCGAGUUUCUCCUUUAAAUGACCCCCCCCUCGUCUGCCCCUUCCUGAUGUUUUUUGUUGAAAGUGCUGGUUUCUCUGCCCUGAAGCUGGGCAAGCUGGGUUAGAAAACAAUCUUAAUUUAGGAGAGCUGAGGGGGGGCUAGUUUAAUCCAUGUUUGUGGUGUGCUGUGUUCCUAACAUCUGACGUUUUGAGUGGCCUGAUGGUGUAACAAAGGGUAUUUGGGGUUUUGGAGGUGGUGGGGGGCAGCAGACCGGAUCUACUUAUUCAUUUGUCAACGUAUAGGUGGUCUGAUGCCCCACCCCCCAUGCUGUAAAUGAUGGGGGCGGUGUGAGGGGGCAGAGUGGCUAACGUGGGGGACCGGCGCUUUUUCUGACGUUUGGGUGUAAAUAGGUCUGUGAGCCCCUCGAGGCUGGGGGGGCAGGGGUCAGACUAGUGAUGAGCCUAACUGCAACAACAUUCAAACAUGGGUUGGUAUUUGAACUUGGAUGUAUUUGCAUUGUUUCUGACUGCGCACACUUCAUGCACACGUGCACACAACACCAGCAGACACUGUACACAAAGCUCACAAACGAGUGGCUGGAAGCAAAGCAGCUCCUGAAUGAAAGUGCUUAACAGAAAAAAAAGGAGGUUUUUCCUUUGUUUGAGCACAAAGUGAAGACUAAGUUUAAUUUUUGUUAUGAUGACGAUGCAGCUCUUAGUUUAGUUUGACUCUAAAAGGAGGAGCAGAGUUCAGUCACAGGAAACUUCUGUUUGGUUUUUGCUUCCAGCCACAGGACUUUAGCUGGAUGGACUCGGCACCGCAGAUCCUGACCCGGCUGCAUUUGAUGGGGGCUGGUGUCAGGGCGGUGCUGAGUGGGCGGAGCAGACCUGGGAUGUUUGACUGACAGGUGCUGUGAGGCCAACGGACUCCACCGAGACUAACGUGGGUCUGGGAGCCCGGUUCUGUUGAUGACUCGAGCAGCUCUGCCUUCACAUUCAGAACCUUUACAAUGAAGGAAAAGCCGUUGUUGACCGUUUAUGAGGACUUCCACUAAAGGUUCCUGGAUGGAGGAAGGCGCUGCAUGCACUGUUGUCCACAGAACGCGGCGGCUCCCCGCGGACCCGCCCAAACCAGAACCCAGACCUGCAGCGUUUGAGACCCGAGUCUCUGACGUCACGGCCAAUCCUGCACUCGGGCUGAAGAUGCCAGAUUGAAUCGCUGCGUCAGCCGGGAAGAAAUGUUUCUCUGCAAACCAGAAAUGCACUCCUGCUCACUAAAGUGCCAAUCCGACCAACAAAGACUGGAGGUUCUUAUGUUUCUAUAGAUUCUUUAUAUCUUUAUUUACUUGAAUGAGCACACACGUUGUGCAAAACAUUGCUGCUCUAUUUUGCUUCUCUCUAAAGUUACAUGAGUUGCCAUGGCUCUCUGGGACGCGUGGCCUGGGGGGGGGGGGGGGGGCUCUCUGGGUGUUCAUGUAAACGUUCAUCAUUCACUGCAAAGGUUUGGCAUCAAAGUGUGCUUUUUUUGUUAUGGGGGGGGGUUGUUGGGGUCGUGUUCAACCCUGUAAGCCCCCUUCAGCUGCUCUACGGAGCCUCAUUUGCAUAGCCCCGCCCCUUCCUUCAGAGAACAGCUUUGUCUCAGAUUCAAGUUUGAAAAUGUGCUGAAUGUUCUGUAAGAAUCCUUCUCCAAUCAGGUUAUCGGUCCUCCGCUCUAGACAUUUUCAAAGUUCAAAUCUGGGAAAGGAUGCAGUGAUUUACAUUAAAGAGCAUUAUCUUGGAAACUAUAUGUAUGUUCUGAUACAUUGACAAGAAUUCACACAUAAUUCUAAUCACUUCUGGGAAGUGGAGAAAAUCCUCUUCAGGACUCGACUAAAGAAUUGGAGGUGAGGAAGCCUUCCCUGCUUCUCCCGAUCAGGUUCAGAGCGGUUCUGUGAGGAACCGGGCCGUUCCAGUCCAGCGGCAAGGACCCCUGAAGGGGAGCGAACACAAAUCUCAAAAUGAUCUCAUUGUCUUCCGUCCUCCACUCUGUUGGUGUCCUUUUGAAAAUCUAAAGCCAUGCUUGGCUCAGUCAAGUGAUGUCUAUGCUGCAAAUGUUUACAGUGCUGUUUGUAAGAUACUUUGACAAACGGACCGGUCCCGGUGGAUUCUCUGCUCUGGUCGGCUGUCUUUGACUCAUAUUUAUUUUCUCUUUUCUUGUUUAUAUAUAAUAUAUAGUUCAUGUUUUUUUUUCCAUUUGCUCUAAAUUACCCAUCUUAUACUGUGACCCGACUCGACUUUACCGACUGUAAGAAUGAGAGACUAACACACUUCAGCUGAACACGACACACAAACAUGAACACACAAACAGGAAACUGCAACAUGCUGUAAAAUGUAAAGAAAAUAUAUGGAAUUUAAAAUGUUCCGAGAAAAUACUGUACAAAACAAAUAAAGUUAUGUUGCAACCCUUUCAA
Messenger RNA from Oryzias latipes (Japanese medaka), 4600 nucleotides. It is a transcript of the gene kpna6, whose product is annotated as karyopherin alpha 6 (importin alpha 7). The record is from RefSeq and is a predicted model, not a curated record. Gene Ontology annotation, biological process: protein import into nucleus. Lineage: Eukaryota; Metazoa; Chordata; Actinopteri; Beloniformes; Adrianichthyidae. Gene Ontology annotation, cellular component: cytoplasm. Gene Ontology annotation, molecular function: protein binding; nuclear import signal receptor activity.